Molecule: messenger RNA, 885 nt
Organism: Fusarium coffeatum
Lineage: Eukaryota; Fungi; Ascomycota; Sordariomycetes; Hypocreales; Nectriaceae
Exons: 1
Coding region: 1-885 (294 amino acids)
Biological process (GO): protein O-linked glycosylation
Cellular component (GO): Golgi apparatus
Molecular function (GO): alpha-1,3-mannosyltransferase activity
Source: RefSeq, a predicted model, not a curated record
AUGUCGUUGGCAUCGGCACUCAUCCUCGAAGUCAGCCAGAUCAUAAGAGAUCCUCCACGGGCUCUUAUACGGUUAGGCAUAUUCGUUUUGUUUUCUAUUCUUCUAAUUCUUGUUACUUGGAAAGGCUCUUCCAGCUUAUCUUAUGGCUGGAGCACUGCGCCAAUAAGCGAGGCUGAGCUCAAGAACAUUUCGUUGAAAGCGAAGGAGUUUAACGAGAGCCCGGUUAAAGCGCCGUUUAAGAAUACCUUUUGGGAAGUUGGCCAACGGUCGAGAGAAUUGAGAAAAUGGUUGGAGAGGGCUGAUCACGUUGGGACUUCUUCGUUUGCCGGGCGCCAAUUGCACGAUGUGGUUGAGACGACAGCACAGGAAUUAUUCCCGUUUUUGAAGAACCUACAGCGCAGACCAGGAACGAAGACGCCGCUGGCUGAUUUGAGACGGUCUUUCACCAAGGGAUCCAAGGGAAUUGUUAUACCUGUUGGAGGUGGUGAACAAUCUGUUCGGUUUGCUGGCCAUUUGAUCGUCUGUCUGCGAAAGGUUCUGGGUUCUCGACUACCGAUUGAAGUUGUGUACGCAGGAGAGAAUGACCUACCGGAGAAGGGUCGCAAUAGAAUCUCGGGCCUGGAUGGUGCGUUGGAUAUCGAGUUUGUCGACAUCCUCACGGUUUUCGAUGACGCAACUUUGAAGCUAAAAGAUGGAGGUUGGGCUAUCAAGGCUUUCGCCAUGUUGGGUUCUCGCUUUGAAGAGGUGAUUCUCCUAGACGCAGAUGCUGUUUUUAUCCAACAGCCCGAGAAACUAUUCUCUCAGCGGGCAUACAAGGAGAAGGGUACCCUGCUCUUCCACGACAGACCUCUUUGGCAACAUGCCUUCAGAUCGCGCCACGAUUGA